CCUGAAGUUCCCAACAUCUUCCUAAGGUAUCCCCAGUGUGUCCUCAAUGUGUCCCCAGUGUCUCCCCGUGGUGUCCCCAUGGUUUCCCCCCCACCCCCUCACACUGUCCCCGUCCCCAGGAUGACCCUGUGGCCAUGACAACGCACGAACUGCCCAGCUCUGCUGUCGCCUUCUCGGUGACAGGGCUGUCUCCAGGCCACCCCUUCGAGCUGCUGGUCCAAGCCCGGCGGGGGCCACACCUGGGGGCACCCGGGGUCCUGCGUCUGCGCACAGCGCUCGUCCCAUCUGUGCCCCACUAUGAGGGGUCCCCGGGGUCGCCUCAGGGCUCCCUGGGGUCUCCAGCAGUGGCACCAUCAGCCCGAGGGCCUCCAGAGUCCCCAGGAUCCCCAGGGUCACUGGGGUCACCAGGGUCACCGGUGUCACCCGUAUCACCAGACUUGUCCUUGGGGUCACCUGGGUCUUUGGGGUCACCAGCACCCCCCAAGGUUCCAGCAUCUCCAGUAGCUCGAGGGUCCCUGGGAUCCCCAGCACCCUCAAGGUCAGCAGUAUCACCAGAAUCCCCAGAGCCACCAGCAUCACCAGAAUUCCCAGGGUCAUCAGUGUCACCAGAUUUCUCAGUGUCCCCAGAGUCCCCAUUGUCUCCAGAGUUCCCAGAGCUGCCAGCGUCCCCAGAGUCCCCCGUGUUUCCAGGGUCCCCUCCACCCCCAUGGUCCCCAGUGUCCCCAUGGCCCUCACUGUCCCCAGGCAUCCCCUCCCUGCAGGACCUGGUGGCCCGGCUGUCCACAUACAGUGGAACCCUGCUCCAGCGUCUCGAGAGCCACCUUCGGGCCACCAACUUCCCCCUCCGUGGCAACCAGACAGUGCCAGGGGUGGCCCGUGCCAUCCUGGCCUACAUCCUGCGCCGGCACCCAACCCUUGGGAGAGGACAGGGACCCACAGGAGAGAGUGGAAAACAGGAGCUAGUGCUGGAAUGGGGGGACACGGAUGAGAUGAAGCUGACGGAGACAUGGAGGGAUGUGGAGAAAACAGUCAAAGCUGAGCCAGAGGAGCUGCGUCCAUCCCGGCCAGUCCUGGGUGACCUCAGUGUCACCAGCAUAACCCCCAGCUCCAUGCAGCUGCAGUGGAGUGUCCCCAAGGACUCCUUUGACUCCUUCAUGCUGCAGUACCGGGAUGCCCAGGGCCAGCCCCAGACCUUGCCCAUCGAUGGCAGAUCCCGCUCGGUGACAGUGCCGGGGCUGUCCCCAUCCCACCGGUACCGCUUCCACCUCUACGGGCUGCGGGGUGAGAAGAGGAUCAACCGUGUUUCCAUUGAUGUCAUCACAGCUGCAGCAGAACCUGAGGAGCAGACCUUGCUCUCAGAGGAGCCCCAGCAUGAGAAAUCCCAAACUGAGGUCCCUGAAUCUCAAGCCUCCCCAUCACGGGCAGUACUUGGGGAGCUGAGGGUCACCAGCAUUGCCCCCAGCUCUGUGCAGCUGCAGUGGAGCGUCCCUGAGGGCUCCUUUGACUCCUUCAUGCUGCAGUACCGGGAUGCCCAGGGCCAGCCCCAGGCCCUGCCCAUGGAUGGGAGGUCAGACUCAGUGACAGUGCCCGGGCUGUCCCCAUCCCACCGGUACCGCUUCCACCUUUAUGGGCUGCGAGGCAGGAAGAAGAUUGACCAUGUCUCCACCGAGGCCAUGACAGCUGCAGCAGAGCCAGAGGAGCUGCCUCUGCCCUCAGAUAAGCCCCAACAUAAAAAACCUCAAACUGAGUCCCCUGCAUCUGAGGCCCCCCUUGUGCGGGCAGAGCUGGGGGAGCUGAAGGUCUCCGGUGUCACCCCCAACUCUGUGCAGCUGCAGUGGAGUGUUCCCGAGGGCUCCUUUGACUCCUUCUUGCUGCAGUACCGGGAUGUCCAGGGCCAGCCCCAAGCCCUGCCCAUCGAUGGGAGCUCAGACUCGGUGACAGUACCGGGGCUGUCCCCUUCCCAGCGGUACCGCUUCCACCUCUAUGGGCUGCGGGGCAGGAAGAAGAUCGACCAUGUCUCCACCGAGGUCAUGACAGGCACAGAAGAGCCAGACGAGAUACCCCUGCCCUCAGAGGAGCAAAAACAUGAGAAACUUCAAACUGAGACCCCCCCAUCUGCAGCCCCCGUGUUGCGGGCAGUGCUGGGGGAGCUGAGAGUCUCCACUGUCAGACCCGACUCUGUGCAGCUGCACUGGAGCGUCCCUGAGGGCUCCUUUGACUCCUUCUUGCUGCAGUACCGGGAUGUCCAUGGCCAGCCCCAGGCCCUGCCCAUCUAUGGCGGGUCCCGCUCUGUGACGGUGACAGGGCUGUCCCCUUCCCAGCGGUACCGCUUCCACCUCUAUGGGCUGCGAGGCAGGAAGAAGACUGACCGCCUCUCUAUUGACAUUAUCACAGGAGCUGUAGAAGAGCCAGAGGAACUGUCCCUGCCAACAGAGGAACCACAGCAUGAGAAACCCCAAACAGAGGCCCCCAUAUCUGAGGCCACAGCAGCAAAGGCGGUGCUGGAAGAGCUGAGGGUCUCGAGUGUCACCCCCAGCUCCGUGGGGCUGCAGUGGACUGUCCCCAAGGGCUCCUUCGACUCCUUUUUGCUGCAGUACCGGGAUGCCCAGGGCCAGCCUCAAGCCCUGCCCAUCGAUGGCAGGUCUCGCUCCGUGACAGUGCCGGGCUUGUCCCCAUCCCAUCGGUACCGCUUCCACCUCUAUGGGCUGCGUGGAGGCAAAAGGACUGACCGUGUCUCCACUGACACUGUCACAGCCAGCGAAGAACCCUUGCCCUCAGAGGAGCCCCAACAAGAAAAGCCCACAACUGAGUCCCCCGAAUCUGAGGCACUGCCAGCAAGAGCCGUGCUGGGGGAGCUGAGAGUCUCCAGUGUCAGACCCAACUCUGUGCAGCUGCAGUGGAGUGUCCCAGAGGGCUCCUUUGACUCCUUCUUGCUGCAGUACCGGGAUGUCCAUGGCCAGCCCCAGGCCCUGCCCAUCGAUGGUGGGUCCCGCUCAGUGAUGGUGCCGGGGCUGUCCCCUUCCCAGCGGUACCGCUUCCACCUCUAUGGGCUGCGGGGCAGGAAGAAGAUCGACCAUGUCUCCACUGAGGUCAUAGUAGCCAGCGAAGAACUCUUUUCUUUAGAGGAGCCCCAACAGGAGAAGCCCACAACUGAGUCCCCCGAAUCUGAGGCACUGCCAGCACGAGCGGUGCUGGGGGAGCUGAGAGUCUCCAGUGUCAGACCCGACUCUGUGCAGCUGCAGUGGAGUGUCCCAGAGGGCUCCUUUGACUCCUUCUUGCUGCAGUACCGGGAUGUCCAUGGCCAGCCCCAGGCCCUGCCCAUCGAUGGUGGGUCCCGCUCAGAGACAGUUCCAGGGCUGUCCCCUUCUCAGCGGUACCGCUUCCACCUCUAUGGGCUGCGGGGCAGGAAGAAGAUCAACCAUGUCUCCACUGAGGUCAUGACAGGAGCCGCCGAAAAACCAGAGGCACUGUCCAUGCCUACAGAGGAACCGCAGCAUGAGAAACCCCAAACAGAGGCCUCCCCAUAUGAGCCUACUCCAGCAAAGGCGGUGCUGGAGGAGCUGAGGGUCUCGAGCAUCACCCCCAGCUCUGUGGGGCUGGAGUGGACUGUCCCCAAGGGCUCCUUCGACUCCUUUUUGCUGCAGUACCGGGAUGCCCAGGGCCAGCCUCAAGCCCUGCCCAUCGAUGGCAGGUCUCGCUCCGUGACAGUGCCGGGCUUGUCCCCAUCCCAUCGGUACCGCUUCCACCUCUAUGGGCUGCGUGGAGGCAAAAGGACUGACCGUGUCUCUACUGACACUGUCACAGCCAGCGAAGAACCCUUGCCCUCAGAGGAGCCCCAACAGGAGAAGCCCACAACUGAGUCCCCCGAAUCUGAGGCACUGCCAGCAAGAGCGGUGCUGGGGGAGCUGAGAGUCUCCAGUGUCACCCCCAACUCUGUGCAGCUGCAGUGGAGUGUCCCAGAGGGCUCCUUUGACUCCUUCUUGCUGCAGUACCGGGAUGUCCAUGGCCAGCCCCAGGCCCUGCCCAUCGAUGGCGGGUCCCGCUCAGUGACGGUGACAGGGCUGUCCCCUUCCCAGCGGUACCGCUUCCACCUCUAUGGGCUGCGGGGCAGGAAGAAGAUCAACCAUGUCUCCACUGAGGUCAUGACAGGAGCUGUAGAAGAGCCAGAGGAACUGUCCCUGCCCACAGAGGAACCACAGCAUGAGAAACCCCAAACAGAGGCCCCCAUAUCUGAGGCCACAGCAGCAAAGGCAGUGCUGGAAGAGCUGAGGGUCUCGAGCGUCACCCCCAGCUCCGUGGGGCUGGAGUGGACUGUCCCCACGGGCUCCUUCGACUCCUUUUUGCUGCAGUACCGGGAUGCCCAGGGCCAGCCUCAAGCCCUGCCCAUCGAUGGCAGGUCUCGCUCCGUGACAGUGCCGGGCUUGUCCCCAUCCCAUCGGUACCGCUUCCACCUCUAUGGGCUGUGUGGAGGCAAAAGGACUGACCGUGUCUCUACUGACACUGUCACAGCCAGCGAAGAACCCUUGCCCUCAGAGGAGCCCCAACAGGAGAAGCCCACAACUGAGUCCCCCGAAUCUGAGGCACUGCCAGCACGAGCGGUGCUGGGGGAGCUGAGAGUCUCCAGUGUCAGACCCGACUCUGUGCAGCUGCAGUGGAGUGUCCCAGAGGGCUCCUUUGACUCCUUCUUGCUGCAGUACCGGGAUGACCAGGGCCAGCCCCAGGCCCUGCCCAUCGAUGGUGGGUCCCGCUCAGUGACGGUGCCGGGGCUGUCCCCUUCCCAGCGGUACCGCUUCCACCUCUAUGGGCUGCGGGGCAGGAAGAAGAUCGACCAUGUCUCCACUGAGGUCAUGACAGGAGCCGCCGAAAAACCAGAGGAAUCGUCCCUGGCCACAGAGGAACCACAGCAUGAGAAACCACAAACAGAGGCCUCCCCAUAUGAGCCUACUCCAGCAAAGGCGGUGCUGGAAGAGCUGAGGGUCUCGAGCGUCACCCCCAGCUCCGUGGGGCUGGAGUGGACUGUCCCCAAGGGCUCCUUCGACUCCUUUUUGCUGCAGUACCGGGAUGCCCAGGGCCAGCCCCAGGCUCUGCCCAUCGAUGGUGGGUCCCACUCUGUGACGGUGACGGAGCUUUCCCCUUCUCAGCGGUACCGCUUCCACCUCUAUGGGCUGCGGGGCAGGAAGAAGAUCAACCAUGUCUCCACUGAGGUCAUGACAGCCAGCGAAGAACCCUUGCCCUCAGAGAAGCCCCAACAGGAGAAGCCCACAACUGAGUCCCCCGAAUCUGAGGCACUGCCAGCAAGAGCGGUGCUGGGGGAGCUGAGAGUCUCCAGUGUCAGACCCGACUCUGUGCAGCUGCAGUGGAGCGUCCCUGAGGGCUCCUUUGACUCCUUCUUGCUGCAGUACCGGGAUGUCCAUGGCCAGCCCCAGGCCCUGCCCAUCGAUGGCGGGUCCCGCUCAGUGACAGUACCGGGGCUGUCCCCUUCCCAGCGGUACCGCUUCCACCUCUACGGGCUGCGGGGCAGGAAGAAGAUCAACCAUGUCUCCACUGAGGUCAUGACAGGAGCUGUAGAAGAGCCAGAGGAAUCGUCCCUGGCCACAGAGGAACCACAGCAUGAGAAACCCCAAACAGAGGCCUCCCCAUAUGAGCCCACUCCAGCAAAGGCAGUGCUGGAAGACCUGAGGGUCUCGAGCGUCACCCCCAGCUCCGUGGGGCUGGAGUGGACUGUCCCCAAGGGCUCCUUCGACUCCUUUUUGCUGCAGUACCGGGAUGCCCAGGGCCAGCCCCAGGCCCUGCCCAUCGAUGGUGGGUCUCGCUCCGUGACAGUGCCGGGCUUGUCCCCUUCCCAGUGGUACCGCUUCCAUCUCUAUGGGCUGCGGGGCAGGAAGAAGAUCGACCAUGUCUCCACUGAGGUCAUGACAGCUGACCCAGAGGAUCUGUCCCCACCCUCAAUGGACCCCACAAAUGAGGCCUCCACAAUUGAGGCCCCCACAACUGAGGCCCCCACACCUGAGCACCCCCAACCUGAGGCCCCCUUGGCACACACAGUGCUGGGAGAGCUGAAGGUCUCCAGUAUCACACCUGACUCUGUGCAGCUGCAGUGGAGUGUCCCAGAGGGCCACUUUGACUCCUUCAUGCUGCAGUACCGGGAUGUCCAUGGCCAGCCCCAGGCUCUGCCUAUUGAUGGUGGGUCGCACUUGAUGACAGUGCCUGGGCUGUCCCCAUCCCACCGGUACCGCUUCCACCUCUAUGGGAUACACAGAGGGAAAAGGACUGACCAUGUUUCCAUCGACGUCAGCACAGCAGCCACAGACAAGCAAGAGGAGCCACCUUCCACAUCAGAGGAGCCUCAAACUGAAGCCCCGCUAACUGAGGACAACCAGCCUGAGCACCCCCAAACUGAGGUACCCCCAGUGCGGGCAGUGCUGGGAGAGCUGAAGGUCUCCAGUGUCACCCCCAACUCUGUGCAGCUGCAGUGGAGUGUCCCUGAGGGCUCCUUUGACUCCUUCACGCUGCAGUACCGGGAUGCCCAGGGCCAGCCCCAGGCACUGCCUAUUGAUGGUGGGUCCCACUCGGUGAUGGUGCCAGGGCUGUCCCCAUCCCACCGGUACCGCUUCCACCUCUAUGGGCUGCAGGGCAGGAAAAGGACCAACCGUGUCUCCACCGACAUUGUCACAGCUGCAGCCAAGCCCGAGGAGCUGCCCCUGCCCUCAGAGGAACCCGAACCUGAGGCUGUCUCAUCUGAUGCCCUGCCAGCACGGCCAGUGCUGGGGGAGCUGAAGGCCUCCAGUGUUACAUCCAACUCUGUGCAGCUGCAGUGGAGUGUCCCCAAGAGCCCUUUUGACUCCUUCACACUGCAAUACAAGGAUGCCCGGGGCCAGCCCCAGGCCUUGCCCAUCAACGGUGGGUCCCGUUCAGUGACAGUGCCAGGGCUGUCCCCAUCCCACCGGUACCGCUUCCACCUCUACGGGUUGCAAGGUGGGAAAAGAAUUGACCACGUGUCCACCGAUGUCAUCACAGAUGCAGCAGUGCCAGAGCAGCUGCCCCCACCUUCACAGGAGCCCCAACCUGAAGACCACAACCCUGAGCAGCCCCAAACGGAGCAGCCCCAAACUCAGGCUAACCAGGGACAGGUGGUGCUGGGGAAGUUGAGGGUCUCCAGUGUCACACCCCACUCUGUGCAACUGCAGUGGAGCGUCCCCGAGGGCUCCUUCGACUCCUUCACGCUGCAGUACCGGGAUGCCCAGGGCCAGCCCCAGGCCCUGGCUGUUGAUGGAGGGUCCCGAUCAGUGACAGUGCCGGGGCUGUCCCCAUCCCGCCGGUACCGCUUCCACCUCUAUGGGCUGCGGGACAGAAGGAGGAUUGACCGUGUCUCCACCGAUGUUGUCACAGCUGACCAAGAGGAUCUGUCCCCACCUUUAAUAGACACCCCAACUGGGGGCCCCCCCGCUGAGGAUCACGAAACUGCACAUCCCCAAACUGAGGCCCCUCCAUCUGCAGCCCCCUCGACACGGGCAGCGUUGGAAGAACUGAAGGUCUCCAGUGUCACACCCAACUCUGUGCAGCUGCAGUGGAGUGUCCCAGAGGGCCACUUUGACUCCUUCAUGCUGCAGUACCAGGAUGGCCAUGGCCAGCCCCAGGCCCUGCCCAUCGAUGGCAGGUUGCGCUUGGUGACAGUGCCGGGGCUGUCCCCUUCCCAGCGGUACCGAUUCCACCUCUAUGGGCUGCAGGGUGGGAGGAAGACUGACCAUGUCUCCACUGAUGUCAUCACAGCUGAUGGGGAAGCUGCAGCUGUGUCGGAGGAGCUGCCCCUGCCCUCAGAGGAGCCCCAAGAUGAGCAACACGAAACUAAGGCCCCCCCAUCUGCAACAACCCCAGCACGAGCAGUGCUGAAGGAUCUGAGAGUCUCCAGUGUCAGCCCUGACUCCGUGCAGCUGCAGUGGAGCGUCCCUGAGGCGCCUUUUGACUCCUUCACGCUGCAGUACCGGGAUGCCCAUGGCCAGCCCCAGGCCCUGCCCAUUGAUGGCGGGUCCCGCUCAGUGACGGUGCCGGGGCUGUCUCCAUCCAGCCGGUACCGCUUCCACCUCUAUGGGAUGCGGGGCAGGAAGAGGGUCUACCAUACCUCCACUGAAGCUGUUACAGCUGCGGCCAACUUCGAUGAGCAACCCAUGUCUUCAGAGAAGCUCCAACCUGAGGAUCCCCAAUCUAAAGAUCCCCCAGUUGAGUCCCCCUCAACUGACAACCACUUGGCAAAGGCAGUGCUGGGGGAGCUGAGAGCCUCCAGUGUCAGACCCGAUGCUGUGCAGCUGCAGUGGAGCGUCCCCAAGGGCUCCUUUGACUCCUUCACGCUGCAGUACCGGGAUGUCCAUGGCCAGCCCCAGGCCCUGCCCAUCGAUGGCGGGUCCCGCUCAGUGACGGUGCCAGGGCUGUCCCCAUCCCGCCGGUACCGCUUCCACCUGUAUGGGCUGCGGGGAGGGAAAAGGAUUGACCGUGCCUCUACCGACAUCAUCACAGCCACAGCCAAGACAGAGGAGCUGCCCCUGCCCUCAGAGGAGCCCCAACCUGAGGAUCCCGAAGGAAAAGACACCCCAGUUGAGACCAUCCCAUCUGCAGCCCCCCAGGCACGGGCAGAGCUGGGGGAGCUGAAGGUCUCCAGUGUCAGACCCGACUCUGUGCAGCUGCAGUGGAGUGUCCCCAAGGGCUCUUUUGAGUCCUUCACGCUGCAGUACCGGGAUGACCAGGGCCAGCCCCAGGCCCUGCCCAUGGAUGGCGGGUCCCGCUCAGUGACGGUGCCGGGUCUGUCCCCUUCCCAGCGGUACCGCUUCCACCUCUAUGGGCUGCAGGGUGGGAAAAGGAUUGACCAUGUCUCCACUGAGGCCAUCACUGGCACCCCAGGGACCCUCUGGGUAGGCUCUGUGUGGCCCCGCAGUGCAUGGCUGCACUGGAACCCCCUGCAAGCCCCCCCUGAUGGCUAUGAGCUGGAGUAUGGCCCCCCUGCCGGACCCCAGCAGACCCUGUGGCUGCCGCCCGAGGCUACGUCGCAGCAGCUGUGGGGACUAGAGCCAUCAGGACACUAUGGGGUGCGCUUGUGGGGCCGAGGGGGAGACCCCCAAACAGCCCCCCUCGAGGCCACCUUUGACACUCCUCCCCUCCCACACCCACACCCCCGGGACUGCGCCGAGGAGCAGCUGAACGGGCCGGGCCCCUCGCGGGAGACCCUCAUCUUCCUCCGGGGGGACCCGGCCCGGCCCCUCAGGGUCUUCUGUGACAUGGAGACAGACGGCGGCGGCUGGCUGGUGUUCCAGCGCCGCCAGGACGGGAGCACCGACUUUUGGCGGGGGUGGGAGUCGUACGCCCGCGGCUUCGGCAACAUCAGCGGCGAAUUCUGGCUCGGUAACGAGGCGCUACACGAGCUGACGACCGCGACCCGCACGGAGCUGCGCAUUGACCUGCGGACCGGCCGCGACUCCGCCUUCGCGCUCUAUCGCGACUUCGCUGUCGGCAGCGCCGAGGAGCGGUACCGGCUCCGAGUGGGAGCGUUCAGCGGCACCGCCGGGGACGCCCUCUCCUACCACUCGGGCAGCCCCUUCUCCACACGGGACCGGGACUUUCGAGACCCUCGGGACCGCCGGGACCCCUCGGGGCGGCCCCGACCCCCGCCCUGUGCCGUGGCAUACGGGGGAGCCUGGUGGUACCGCAACUGCCACUACGCCAACCUGAACGGGCGCUACGGGACCCCCCGAGACCACCAGGGCAUCCACUGGUUCCCCUGGAAAGGCUUCAACGUCUCCAUCCCCUUCACCGAGAUGAAGCUGCGGCCGCAGCGGGGCUGAGGGGUCCCCUGAGUGCUGGGGCUAGGGGAUCCCAGAACCCCUGGGGGGUCCCAAAUGGGACCUGGGGAGGCUCAAAGGUGAAACUUUUAUUGGGGGGGUAAUAAAAGCUGAUGGUGA
Messenger RNA from Taeniopygia guttata (zebra finch), 9947 nucleotides. The record is from RefSeq and is a predicted model, not a curated record. NCBI's taxonomy places the organism in Eukaryota, Metazoa, Chordata, Aves, Passeriformes, Estrildidae.